Odontomachus brunneus is the source of this 771-nucleotide messenger RNA. RefSeq lists its product as uncharacterized. The coding region runs from base 89 to 385 and encodes 98 amino acids. The transcript has 3 exons. Lineage: Eukaryota; Metazoa; Arthropoda; Insecta; Hymenoptera; Formicidae. The record is from RefSeq and is a predicted model, not a curated record.
AUGACGAGACGUAACCCGGCGCUGGCGCCGCCGACGCGCUGCGUCGUUCGUCCUGCGCGGCUGAAACGCGCGCGCUUUAGAUCGAAUUAUGGCGUCGCCGUCGUGCUUCGCUGUCGCAGCUGGCGGCGCGCGCACUCACUGCGGAGUGACGUUCGUCACGGUCGCGGGCGUUUUUGAGUCUUCAGAGCGGCCCUCCGCGGCGGGCUACUUCAGUUCUCUUGUAGCAAAAUUAAGAAGAGUCGACGGUUGUAUGAGCGACGUCCGUAGUGUAAAUGGCGCUCCACUGCGUCUUUUCAUCGCUAAUAAUUGUGGGCAGAAAAGUCAAUGGGUACAGUUGGAUACAGCUGCAGGAGAGGUCGGCAGAGAUGCAAAAAAAAACAGAUGAUGUUGCCAGAUGAUGCGGAUGGAUAUUUUCAAAAUGAACUAAUUAAACAAGUGAGCGAGCGAUAUGGAUGUAGCUGGUCAGUUUGAAACUUACUUGUGAAGUAACCACGGAUCUCAUACAUUGGUAUAUGCUUACGUUCAGACGCGUAAAUGUAUAUUGCUUGAAAUAGUCAGGGAAUGACACCAAACGAAUAGCUUUGACGAAUAGCUUCUGCAACUCGAGGGAGCCAAGUGUGUUUACUAUAUAUUGAAAUUAAGUACAGCGGAUGUAAUUUGCUAUUUCAAGCUGGGCCACCGGCUAAUUCGUACAUUUGAGAAAAUGACGUGUCCAGAUCGUUUCGAGCAAUAUAACGGUUUGAUUAGCAAAAAACUCGUGAAUUUAUUAUA